AUGGAAGCAAUAAUGAGGAGUGAGUGUGCGAAGCGUGUGAGUCGAGAGUUGGCCGUGGUGAUUGCCGCGUUUUUUGACAAGCAGGGCAAACUGGCGACCACUGAUGGGUGCACUUUUCAUCGGGUGACAGUUGAGAUUCCAGCUGGCCUGACUGAAACAAGUCGGGUUACUGAAGCAAGUCGGGUUACUGAAGCACAGAGUGGUGGUGGAGUGCUCCCGAGUAGGGAGGUGGAGUUGAUUGUGGCAUUGGAGAAGCAACCAGCGGCGUGGUUUGGUUGGUGCUCUCGAAUGACGAGGGUUAGUCCUGACGAGAUUGCCCUCUUUUCGCCCGACUUCGACUGGUUCAGAGACCCGAACAAGGUGCAACUCGCGGCCAGAUCGGAGUUGAACGCGGGGGUUGAUGAUGUGGUGUUGGACCGGUUCGUGGAGUUCGCAUGUCGUAACAUACUUUGUCACCAGCCCGGCAAUGUGAGCAAAGAGGUGCAAGUCCAGCUUGCAGCCGAAGUGGCAGGCGAGUUUGGUAUCCAGCUGAAGGAGAUAGUGACCACAGACGACACGGAACGCGGUACUAGAAAUGGCACGGAAGCUGCGACAGGAAGUGGCACGGAAGCUGCGAUAGGAAGUGGUACGGAAGCUGCGAUAGGAAGUGGGACGGAAGCUGGAAUGAACAGGCUGAGUGCCGUUGAGGAGAAGGUCCCGAACCACCAAGUCUCGGGGUUGAAGGUGUCCUCGUCUGUUGAAGUGCCUGAACAGGAGUACUGGAUCAACGAGCGUCGUUGGGCGGCAACACACAAAAAUGAAGCCAGUAUUCGUCGGUGGUCGACCUGGACAAAAGGUGGCUCCAUGAGUGGUUUCCUUCAGGGCUGCGGAAGAGCUUUGACCUGCCGACGUCCAGGUCACCUUCAGCUCGAAGAACAAGUCGACGAACCGCUUGAGGAAGUGACAAGCCGGCUGCAUACUGGUCGCGGGCUGCAUACUGGCCGCGAGCUGCAUACUGGCCGCGAACCGAUCUAUCGAGAGUUCGUUUGA
This is a messenger RNA of Gregarina niphandrodes, 1029 nucleotides long. RefSeq lists its product as hypothetical. The record is from RefSeq and is a predicted model, not a curated record. The coding region runs from base 1 to 1029 and encodes 342 amino acids. Lineage: Eukaryota; Apicomplexa; Conoidasida; Eugregarinorida; Gregarinidae. The transcript has a single exon.